Molecule: messenger RNA, 1876 nt
Organism: Botrytis cinerea B05.10
Lineage: Eukaryota; Fungi; Ascomycota; Leotiomycetes; Helotiales; Sclerotiniaceae
Exons: 1
Coding region: 677-1207 (176 amino acids)
Biological process (GO): endosome organization
Cellular component (GO): BLOC-1 complex
Source: RefSeq, a predicted model, not a curated record
GAUCGGACGCGGGUGAUAUGAUACUUGCAUAACUGCAGGCAUAAAUGCACAAAAGUUUUAUGCAUGCACCACCAUGCUCAAUCUUUCCUAGCACCGAAUGACCACUUCAAUUAUCCGUAUUUGGCGGGAGGAAGGUCGCACACACAACGACCAUCGUCGAACUUCUAUUCUCAACCACUCAUCACCAUUACUUUCAUUCUUUCCCGUGUAUAAUUAUAUUUGUUUAAUUUGAAUUAUCCCUUAAUACUAAACCACCUUCCUAACAGAAAUCCACCGAUACUUUAUACUCUCGUGCGGAAAUCACCUUGAAUCAAAAUAUUGCAGAGGAGGGAACAAGUCAAUGGAAAGAGCCUACGUAUCGUUCUCAGCUGAUCUACUCGCUCAUAUAUAAAAGGAAAGGUAUCCAAAAUACCAGAACCGAUUGUGGAUCUUGUAUUGCCUCGUUCAACUGUCUCUCGUCAAAGCUCAACUUUCGCGGAACCAAACUUUGAACCUAUACUAUCACCAAGCUAAGGGGGAAGGGACUCCUGGAAAAUGAUCUUUCCUGAAUCACAACUGCCAUGAAGUUUACAGCACCUUCACAGUUCUCUGUGAGGGUGUCGAAAUCAUCUAGUAGACUUCUGACAUCGCUUGGCAUCAUCAAGAAUUCAUCGAAUCACCAAGAGGUCUAGAACCAAUGGCCUCACCUGCCCCAUCUGUCCCAGAUACUCAGCUCAACCUAACGGCUGAUGAGAUUGCUCUUCUCCGACAUCAUCAAGUACAAGCUGCCGUGACUGCAGGUUCCAGCUCUUCUCGCGCAGCCUCGCGAGCCUCGUCACAAGGUCUCCUCCUACUCGACACCACUUCGCUCGCAGCUCUUGGGCGGCAUUUUGACAAUCUCAUAUCACAAAUCAGUGCGAGGCUCGACUAUCUUUCUGAGCAAUCUGCUAUUGUUGCACAGCAACAAUACGAUAAUGCAGGGAACGCGAUUGCUAUGGCGGAUGCGGAAAUCGCUCGCUUUCAUGAUAUACUCAGGCAAAUUGAUGAGCUGGAAUUGGAUUUCGACCGCAUACGUCAUAUCAGGGAUAUUGUGAGGGGUUACCGACAGCGAGUUGAGGAAAUGGAACAAGCUGUGGAUAGAAGCGCUAGCGGGCAUACGAGUGGUAGUAGACAUCGGCAUAGGCAUCAUCAUGAGAGCUCUGGCAGUUCGAGAAGACAUCGAAGAUGAAACCGUUAGGCAUGCAAUAUUUGAGUUGGAGGACGGAACCAAAACCCCGGUGUUAGGAUCAUUAUAUACUGGACUGGUUGAUGAUAUAAUGGAGGUGAAGGGAAAGGGGUCGGUUGUGUUUUCUUGAAUGGACUAAAACGGGAAUCAGUGGAGAAAUCAGGCUCGGACACACUGAGAAGAAAUAUUUGCCUCACGGCUGGAGAAGGGACAGCCUCGCGGCCGGCGUUCGAUUUGAAAUUUUUGGUUUUUUGAGAUGAUUUCCUUUGAGGAUAGCGCCAAUACCCAUUUUCCGAUAUUGGGGAAGUAUCAGAUCUCGAAUGUAGAUAUUCGAGAGUUUAUUUUAUGAGUUUGGGGCGGAGCAAGCGACUGAUUUAUCAUUCUGAAAAUGUGUAAUUUAUCAUUUUGAAAAUGUGUAAUUUUUGGGGGAGAUUUUUACUUUUGAUUGAAUAAAUCAAUUAAUUUUGUUUGGUUGGCAAAACUGGUCAUUAAGCGUCAUAUCGAACCCCCUUUGAGAUCCUCGUUUACGUAUAUUUCUGUGCGUUUCUUCGUGAUUAUUAGUGACGAUAGUAUCAUCCUGGGCUACGAUGAGAUGAACGAGCCAUGUCAGAUCAUUUGAGAUGACCUCAUCUAACUACGGUACUCGCGACAAAUAGCAAUCUUGCUGCAGCA